Molecule: messenger RNA, 1164 nt
Organism: Rotaria sordida
Lineage: Eukaryota; Metazoa; Rotifera; Eurotatoria; Philodinida; Philodinidae
Source: the annotation of a GenBank genome assembly
AUGAACACUUCAAAUAACAAUAAAGUUAAUACACUCGAUUUACCUAAUGAAAUAUUAUUAUUCAUAUUCAAUAAAUUGAAGACGAUCGAUGUUCUCUAUUCACUUGUGGAUGUUAAUGAACGAUUUAAUCGAUUAAUAUUUAAUUCACUUCAUAUUCGAAAUCUUGAUAUGACGAAUAUGGUUAUGAAAUCAUAUUUUAAUCGUAACUUUUCAAUGGAUAAGAAUGUUAUUUUGAGAAUAUCUGAAAAAAUUUUACCACGAAUUUCUCAUCAAUUAAAUGAACUUAUUGUUGAACGAUAUUCAAUAGAAUAUAUUCUUUUUCCUUUUAAUUAUCCACAACUUUAUUCAUUAUCACUUAUUAAUUUUCAAGAAAAAAUACUUUUUCAAUAUUUAACAAGUGAUUCUCUUCUUCAUAAUCUUCUUACUCAACAAAUUACAGAUCUUAAUGUUGAUAUUUCAUAUAACUCAAAAUCAGAAGUAUCUAAAACUCUAUCAAAUAUAUUUACAUUGAUUUUAUCUAUAAUUUCAUUUUAUAAAUUAUCAUCAAUAAGUUGUGUAUCAUCAACUUUAACAAAAUUAAAUAUUAAUGUUGAAAGAUUUGAUGAUUGUCUUUAUCUUCUUCAACAUCUCAAAUCUUUAUUAAUAUUGAUUAUUGAUGUUAAAAAAAUUAUGAUUCGUGGUAGAAAUAAUAAUAAUAACGAAAAACUUCCUAAAUUGAAAUAUUUUUCAUUGACUUCAAUAAUGUUUACAGAUCACUAUGAUGAUCAAAUAAUUCCGUUACUUCGUCGAAUGAUAAAUCUUAAAGAAUUAACAUUAUUCUUGGCAAUAUCUAAAAGUUAUUCAACUUAUAUUGAUGAGUUAUGUGUUAUUAAUUGUAUACCACAAAAAAAUAAACAAUAUUUACCGAUAUUAAUUAUAUUUCCUCAUCUUAUUCUUCUCGAUUUGUAUAAAAUACAUGUUGAUUAUGCAGAACAACUUCUUUUUGAUAAAAAUAUUCAUCUACCUUGUUUAUUAGAUCUUUGUAUCAAAUAUAAGUUACUCGAAAUUAUAACAAAUAAUUUUACUAAUAAUCCAAUACGUGAUUAUUGUGCUAAAAUAAAAAAACUUCAUAUAGAUAAAUUUAUACCACCAAAAAAUUUUCAUGAAUAUUUUCCUUUAUUGUAA